Messenger RNA from Telopea speciosissima, 705 nucleotides. RefSeq names its product CASP-like protein 2A1. The coding region runs from base 20 to 598 and encodes 192 amino acids. The transcript is spliced from 3 exons. Lineage: Eukaryota; Viridiplantae; Streptophyta; Magnoliopsida; Proteales; Proteaceae. The record is from RefSeq and is a predicted model, not a curated record.
UAGCAGUGCUGUACCUUCCAUGGAUAUAAUGGUGGUGGGUUCAGUUACAGAAGAGAAAGGAAGCACGGGUGUGCAAACUGUGGAGACCUUGCUCCGCCUCUUCCCAAUGGUCCUCUCUGUCACUGCACUAGUCAUCAUGCUCAAAGACUCCCAAACUACAACUGAUUUUGGCUCCAUCUCUUCCCUUGAUCUUGGAGGCUUCAAGUAUUUGGUGUAUGCGAAUGGGAUCUGCGCGGGUUAUUCUCUUCUUUCAGCUUUCUAUACUGCGGUUCCUCGAUCCUCCACCAUGUCUCGAGCUUGGUCUUUAUUCUUCUUCGACCAGAUAUUGACAUAUAUGAUCCUUGCGGCUGGGACAGUAUCAGCAGAGGUGGUGUACUUGGCUUACAAGGGAGAUGAAGCAGUAACUUGGAGUGAAGCAUGUGUAUCUUUUGGUGGGUUUUGUAGAAAAGCCACAACUUCAGUGAUCAUCACCUUUGCUGCAGUUGCUUGUUAUGCUGGUCUUUCUUUCAUCUCUUCCUAUCGUCUCUUUAGUAGGUUUGAUCCUCCUGUUAGCUAUCCUUCUAACAAGGGGGUUGAGAGUGCAGUAUUUCAAGGCUGAUGGUUAGAGAGAUAGCUAGAGUCCAUCUCUACUACUUUUACAUGUUACCAACCUUUGAACCAUGGAAUCAUCUUAAAGCUUAUGUGUAUUGAACCUAGCACCCAUCC